CGUAUGCAGGGGAAGUGCAGGCGAGCACAUGGCGUGUCCUUGUCCAGUGGACACAGGAAGUUGGUGCUGUUCUCGUUGCUGUUCGUUGUCGAUUUGCUGAGCAUGUUGCUGGGAUUGGGUGACAGAACUGCUUAAAUAUUGUGCGGUAGGGUUUUCCAUUUUGAAUUAAUCAUGAGCACUUAUCUGAAAGUGCCCCUCGAUAAAUAUAAGUGUGGGCAGGGAAGAUCGGCGCCGCCGUUCCCUCAGUUCACAAAACCGGAACCGAUCGGCUUCAUGAGCAUAAAUGGAGAUGCACGCGAGUAUGGGAAUGAUGCAGGUCAUCUGGGGUAUUUUUGGCGAAUACCCGAACCACCGCUUGAUUUAUCGGCAGGCAUCGACCAGGUGCAUCGUAAAGCCGUUGAUCCGGAGUACUUCGAUAUACACAUGUUUUGUAAGUUCAUACAAAAUCAUCGAGAGUUGCUGCAUCCAACUGAGUCUGGAGCUUUGAAAUUGGACGCCGAUUUUGUCACUUUCCGCGGCAUUUUGCGUCUAAUUAUGUGCCUGCCAUAUGAUAAUAAAGAGCUCUGUUUGCGAGCUACACAGCUGAAUGGCACCAUUUAUCUGUCCAAGUUGGAAACGGACGCUGAUCGUGAGGACCGUGCGAAGAUGACGCAGCACCAUUUGAAUAUGUGCUCGUGGGGGUAUAAAUUUGAGCAAUACUGUCUGUCCGCCGAGCCAAAUGUGGAGCCGACUACGAGUGUUCCAGUUAAUGAGAACGAUGAAUUUAAUUGCUUCUUUCGCACUAAAUUGGGCGGACUGCGCGUAAUAUUUGGAGCCGAAAUGGAUGGCAUAAAAAGCGACAAAAGCGUAGAUCUCAAUGAUCCGAAGGUGCUGGCUAACUUAAAGUUUGUUGAACUGAAAACCACGUCCGUAAAUAUGACACCCAAACAGUUGCGUACUUUCGAUCGUUAUAAAUCGCUCAAUUGGUGGGCUCAAUCAUUCCUAGUGGGCAUCGAGAGCAUUUUUGCGGGAUUGCGCGAUAACAAUGGCAUUGUGCAUAAUAUUCGUGAAUUUAUAGUAAGUGAUUUACCCAGGAAUAAGUAUUGGAGCCCUGCUUCCAUGAUGCUAUUCCUGCAACAUGUUCUGCAGGAGCUGAAAAUGCUCAUGGAUAUUAUCAACGAUCCCUAUGCUGUCGUGCAGUUGGACUAUAAGCCAGGAUAUUCCGGCAUUAAGUAUACUAUUAUAAGGAGAUCGGAUGAACCUCAGCGUACUCCUAAUGGGCAUAACGAGCUGAACAAAGUACAUCGGUUUAUUCCUGAUUCGUAUAGGAACCUUCUGAAUGGCACACCGCUAUCAGCCACUGCAACCAAUCUAACCAACUCCGAUUAGAUAUAAAUAGCGUAAUUCUCUUUAAGCAAAUCAGUUGUAGAAAUAUCAUAUAACCAAUAUAGACACGAUUAGUACCUAA
Scaptodrosophila lebanonensis is the source of this 1447-nucleotide messenger RNA. It is a transcript of the gene Rai1, whose product is annotated as decapping nuclease DXO homolog. The transcript is spliced from 4 exons. Gene Ontology annotation, molecular function: mRNA 5'-diphosphatase activity. The record is from RefSeq and is a predicted model, not a curated record. Gene Ontology annotation, biological process: nuclear-transcribed mRNA catabolic process; NAD-cap decapping. Gene Ontology annotation, cellular component: nucleus; cytosol. The coding region runs from base 172 to 1368 and encodes 398 amino acids. NCBI's taxonomy places the organism in Eukaryota, Metazoa, Arthropoda, Insecta, Diptera, Drosophilidae.